Messenger RNA from Hyphopichia burtonii NRRL Y-1933, 2998 nucleotides. RefSeq lists its product as uncharacterized. Lineage: Eukaryota; Fungi; Ascomycota; Pichiomycetes; Serinales; Debaryomycetaceae. The transcript has a single exon. Gene Ontology annotation, biological process: intracellular sterol transport. Gene Ontology annotation, cellular component: cortical endoplasmic reticulum; endoplasmic reticulum-plasma membrane contact site; mitochondrion. The record is from RefSeq and is a predicted model, not a curated record. Bases 112 to 2907 code for a protein of 931 amino acids. Gene Ontology annotation, molecular function: sterol transfer activity; sterol binding.
AAAAAUAUCUAAAUGAAAUUGCUAAUACUAGGUUUAUAACUUAAAGUUGACUAAUAAGAAUAAUAUAUUCAAUUGAAAGAGUUAUUGGGUGUUUAAUCUCCAAAAAGUAAAAUGAAUAUUGACGUAGAUGAUGACGAUGCAUGGUCUUACAGUUUUCCCCCAUCCACCGAGUCCUUACCUAUACUGAAAGAUGCCAAUAAUGAAAAGGACCAGCAAACUACAUCUAAACAACCAAACGGACUGGCUGAAAAAGAAAAGAGCAUGCAAGAUAAACCUCUAAGCUCCGAAUCGAAAGUGUCUACGAAAAGUGAUUUUAAAGUUCAAAGUAAUCCGAAAAUUGAUGAUGGCUCAAUUGAUGAAAAAGCUACUUCCAACGGUAGUGAGGCCAAAGACAUUGGCUCAAUUGGUAAUGCUGAUAAUGGCGAUAAUGAAAUUAAUGAUAGUAAUGACAAUAAUGACAAUGCUUCGGGAUCGUCUUCUGACCUGUCCAAUAAUAGAAAUCCCGAUAUCAAAAGACGGAGAGAACAACUCAAAGCAUUUGCACCCGGCUCGUCCACAAAUUCUUCGCUAUCCUCAAUGUCUCUACAGUCCCCAUUUCUUGUAAAAUCAGUACCCGCAAAUCCUUACACAACUCGUGAAGAUGCCAACUCAAUACUAUCUAAAGAAAGCAAACCAAAUUCCUUAGGUGAAAAAGAUAAACAAAAGGAUCAAAUCAUUUCACCUAAAUCUGCAGCAAUGGAGAAUAUGAGAUAUGCUAUGCAACUGCAAGCUUCUGAUGCUACUAUAAAUGGGAAUACUGAUCAAAGACCAUCAAUUGAUACCGAAAGUUUGAAAAGUAAAACAACUCCCGAUUUGAGUAAGGCUGAUGGUGCUUUCCAAAGUCCGGUUUCUCCAAAGAUAAUAAGCUAUAGAAAAUCAAGCAACAACCAUGCCAACACAGAUUCUGUAGCUAGUAUCGAGGAAUUACUCGAUAAAGAGGAAAAAUAUGACGUCAAGCUAUAUACCAAAGAAAAAUUCAAAGAUACAAAUUAUAGGUAUGCUAUUAUGAAAAGGAAUACCGACUUUCAUCAACUCUUCAGAAAUUUGGACCUUACGGAUAGAUUAUUGGAUGAUUUUGCUUGUGCAUUAAGCCGGGAAAUUCUAUUACAAGGAAGAAUCUACAUCAGUGAGCACAAUAUUUGCUUUAACUCCAACUUGCUUGGGUGGGUGACCAACUUAGCUAUACCAAUGGACGAUAUCAUACGAUUUGAAAAGAAAACCACAGCUGGAUUAUUUCCUAAUGGUAUAAUGAUUCAAACUAAAACUGAAAAACAUAGCUUUGCUAGUUUUCUUUCAAGAGAUAUGACAUUUGAUUUCAUGGUGAGCGUAUGGGAAGGCACAACUGGUAAAUCAUUAAAAUCAGUAAAUGAUAUUCUCAGUGCAACAUCUGAUAAUGAAAAUGUGCAAUCUGAUCCUAGCCAUCGAAGAGUUUCUUCGGAAAGUGGAAAAAAAUUUGAUGCCUAUAUGCUAUCUGUGGAUGAUGACGCUGAUCAUAAUAAUCAAGACGGUGACGGUGAAAUCAAUGACAGCGAAGAUGUUAGCUUAGACGACUCUGAUAAUGAUGAUUUAUCGGAUGGUAGCUCUGAUAUGAUUCCAGAUUCCACCUCAACAAGUCCUCAUAAAUCAAUAGCUGACUCUAAGGGGGGAUUAGUAACAGUUGAUACAAAAGUUUUGAAAUUUAAGCCAGACUGUGGCUAUACUAAUAUGGGACCUGAAAUUCAUACACCAACAUCUUUUGAAAAUCAUAAUAGAGAAACUAAUGAAGUUGACUUAUGCAAUGAAAUAAUCAAUGCCCCUGUAGGUAUCGUAUAUGAUAUUCUAUUUGGUAGUAGCAGUACUUCAUUUCAUAAAAAAUUCUUGGAAGAUCACGAUGCUAGUGAAAUAUCUGAUUAUGAUAAAUUCCAUCCAAUGGAAAGUGAUCCAACUAAACUCGAAAGAAAGUAUUUUUAUAAGAGGGCUCUUAAUUACUCAGUUGGUCCUAAAUCAACCAAAUGUGAAGUAAGUGAAAUUAUUGAACACCUUAAUUUCACUGAUUAUAUUUCAAUGAAGUCAGUGGUUGCAACACCCGAUGUUCCUCUGGGUAAUUCCUUCACAGUUGUUACGAGGUAUUGUUUCACUUGGGGACCGGAUAAUACCACGAACCUCAAAAUAUCUUAUUAUAUAAAUUGGACAGGUCGAUCAUGGAUCAAAAGUCUUAUUGAAAAGUCCACAGCUGCAGGCCAAGAGAGUAGUGUUAAAGAUUUGUUAACUACCUUGAAAGUAGAAAUUGAACAAAAUACUUAUAUGGUGGAUGGUCCAACAAUCGUCAAGCCAACUACGCAAGAAGAUGCUUCCCAAGAGCCCAAAAAGGUGGUUAGAUCAAAAUCAGCUAAGAAAUCACUCGCAGGUAAUAAAAUUCACACUUCAAUGUCCCAAUUCUCCUUCCGUGAAUUUGUUAAGAAUAAUAUCGUCUUGGUUUGCUAUUUUAUAUUUUCAUUCCUUGUAAUGAUACUAUUAUUGCAAUUGCAAAUAUUUAGAAUAACAAAUGAAAACACUAACUUAAUCAAAAGCCAAUUACUACUUAGCUCCCAUUUGUUACUUACUCUUGAUGCAAUCAAAAGUAAAAAAAUAGAUUAUGAUGGCAAAGUCCAGGAUUUAACAAAGGAUAACGAGGAACUAUGGGAAUGGGUCAAAACAAAAAGAGGAGGUAAGAACCUCAGUCACUUGGAAAAAGCUGAAUAUCUAGCAUUUCAAUUGAACUCACUAUACAACUUAGAUUCUCCUGAAGAGUCGGGUAGUUUAUCUAAAACCGUCAAGCAAGCGAUUUUUGAUACGAUGAACCUGAUCAAGGGAAGUGACGAUAACGGACCUCUUGACGGAUUAAUCUAAUUAUGAUCAAAACACAGUUUAAGCAUAUAAACACUAAAAGCAAAACAGGUUUGAGGAAUUAUAAAAAAUUUAUUGUUUUGUAUAACUUGAU